Messenger RNA from Closterium sp. Naga37s-1, 1635 nucleotides. The record is from the annotation of a GenBank genome assembly. Lineage: Eukaryota; Viridiplantae; Streptophyta; Zygnematophyceae; Desmidiales; Closteriaceae.
AUGGGCCCUCCCAAGAGAUCCUCACAGCGUGCAUCGUCUUCCACUCUCCCAGUCCUGUGCGCGCUGCUGCUGCUGCUGCUCCCAUGGCAGCACGUGGCAGCGCAGCUACCGCACGACAUUCCCACCAUCCCCAUCGGCUUCAUGCUUCCCGACCCUGACCACAGUUCCGCCAUCCCCUCGUCGCUCGCCAAAGAAUGGAUGAGCGCAGCACAGGUGGCGGUCGACGUCCUCGCUCCAGACUACAUCGAUUUCACCAUCGAGCCCAUCAUUGUCGAAACGGACUGUAACGCGGACAGCGCGCGUGUGGCCGCCAAGUCGCUGGUGGAGCGCGGAGUGGUGGGCGUGGUGGGACCCGCGUGCAGCGAAGCGGUGGUGGGCGCGGACGAGGUGUUCCGCCGCCAGGGGAUCCCCUUCGUGUCCUUCGCCGCUACCGCCGACGUCUUCCGCCAAGGCGUGCAGUUCUACUCCUUCUUCCGCACCGUGUUCGGCGAUCGCCACCAAUCAGCGGCCAUUCGCAACGUGGUGCAGCACUUCGGGUGGAAGAAGCUGUACGUGUUCUACUCGGACGACACGUACGGCCGCGCGCUGGGCUACGACGUGUCCGUGGAGCAGGACGCGGGGGUCGCCACGCACCUCAUCCGCGUGCCCUACCCGCCGCCCGCCGAUUGCUCCGCCCUGUUCGCCGCGCCGGACGGGAACGGCGGGUUGCUUCAGGGCGGGGAGGAUACGGCGGUGGUGAUGGCGGUGCUGCCUGCUGUGGCGGAGUGCCUGUGGAAGGCCGCUGAUAAGCUGGGCCUGCGUGAGACGGGUGGGGAUGGGAAGGCGGGGAGGAUGACGGGUAGGCAGAACUUACUGCAGUACCCCUGGUGGUACGUGGGCACGGACGGCGUGGUGGCGCUCGACUUCUCCGACGCCGCCCCCAGUUCCCCCGAGGGCGCGCUCGCCGCCAAGCUCCGCGGCGAGCUGGGCGUGGCGCCAUUCGUGGGCGACUUCGCGGAGGACAACACGUUUCAGCGCUUCCUGGACUACUGGAGCGCGCAGUCGUUUGACAAGUUCCCGGGGCUCAUCACCAUGCCCGUGACCCCGCGCCUGCGCUACCCGCGCGCGUACGUGCCGUACCUGAUCGACACGGUGUGGGCGUUCUACGAGGGCAUCAACCACAUCAUCGUCAACCAGCGCAAGAAUGUGACGGCCGGGUCCCUGCGGCGGUGCUUCAACAAUGAGCCGGCGGGGUGCGUGGCAUUCUACGGGGUGACGGGGCAGAUGGCGUUCAACGGCAGCACGGGCGAGCGCGCCAAGGACCGCGUGCGCCCCGCCUACUCGGUGCAGCAGCUCGCCAACGCCACGUGGCACGAGGUGGCGGACUGGUCUCUCGCGCGUGGGGGAGAUCGGUUGCAGUUUAGUGCGGAGAGCGUGCCGCAGCCGGGACAGGCCCCCAGCGGGUUGAGUGGCGGCGCGAUUGCACUGAUAGUCCUCGCAGUGCUGGCGGUGCUGGGCGGCGUGGCAGCGUAUGUGGGGAGAAUGAUGUGGGACAAGCGGCGGCACAUCCACCACAUGGGCUCAUCUUUCAACGCACAGCCGCUCGCCAUGGCUGACGAGAUGCAGAUGGAGCGGGGCAAGGUGCGCCUCAUAUAG